AUGGAACCCUCCGGCCACAACGUUGCCCCGUUGAAUAUUAUCAAAGGCAGAUCGCGUCCACCAAUUCCGCAUCUCAAUUUCUCGUCUAGCAGCUCAACUGCGACAAUAGGUCGUAGCCAACAACAAAACCGAAUCACGCCUCCAACAACACCCCAGAGAUCUCAAGACGUCAUGUCUGAGUGUGCUGAAGAUGAUCGUCCGAAAUUCCACAACUACCUUCGUGCAUUUUAUCCAUUUCAUCCAUCAGGUUCAGUGUCGCCAUCCACUGUCACUCUCCCACUCAACCAGGGCGAUGUUAUUCUAGUACACUCGGUUCACGUAAAUGGAUGGGCUGAUGGCACCCUCCUUGAAACUGGGGAGAGGGGAUGGCUUCCUACUAAUUAUUGUGAAGCAUAUGAUCAAAUCGCCAUGCGCCCCCUCUUGAAGGCUUUGACCGAUUUUUGGGAUAUAAUUCGGGGAGGUUGCGGCACAUUCCUUCGCGACUUUGGGAAUCAAGAUCUCAUGAGAGGUCUGAUUGCUGGUGUGAGAUUUUUAUUGGAGAAAGCAGAGUGUUUGACUCGGGAAUCAACCUUGGUUCAGCGUUACGACGGACUGCGACGAAACCGCAAAGCUUUACUUGCCGACCUCUCCUCUCUAGUGAAGUCUGCUAAACGAUUGCAAGAGCUGGCCAAUGGCACUCCAGGAGAUGACGAGGUUGAACAGGUCCUGGACGAAAUGCUUCUCAAGUCUUUCAAGAUAGUCACUCGAGGAGUACGAUUUUUGGAUGUAUGGAACGAGCAUGUUGGCCUGACGAGAGCGAUCAUGGAUUUGGAGCCUACUACCCCGGACAAUUAUGAUACACCCAUCUUAACUCCUUCGACCGAAACAUUUUCAAUCUCUGAUCGCAGUACUACCGCCAUCCCAGAGAGAAAUUGGAGUCGUCCCCUUCUCAGCCAAGCCUCAAAUCAUGGAGACAUUCAUAGGUCUUCUAUAUAUUCUACACAACCACCAUCUGCGAUGUCGGAUCGGGGCAAUCGAAUUUCUGUUUCCCAUAGAGUAUCUUACACUGGACCAUCUGCCAACCAACGCAAUGCUGAUCUCGCAUCAGUGCGUUUAGGAAAUGCGUACGACGGUUUCUUAGGAGUGUUAGGAUCAUUCAUUGGCCUUCAUCUGCAAUCGCGGUCUUCCACCGAGCUCAUCCUGACCACACAGCAAUCGGUGCAGUCUUGCCAGGCGCUUCUAACCCUUGUUGAGUGUAUAUGGGAGCAUGACUUCCGACGCUCCUCUGAGUUGCGUCAAGCCAAGGAUACAAUGUACGAUCGGAUUACAGAGCUGGUUCAUGCGGCCCGUGACGCUUUUCGGCCAAACUCUACCGAUGAUGAAGUUCUCUUCAUGCCGGAUGAAGGAAAGCGUCUUGUAGAUGCUGCUACAGACUGCGUCCGCGGAGCUGGUAGCUGCGUAGCCAAGGCUCGUGCUGUACUGGAACAAAUCGGUGACUUCGACGUCGGGUUUCCCACAGGAUCAUCUCCAGUUACGGUCAACUCCAACGACACACCAAAUCCAGCUGAUGUUCACAUGGAAGACAGCGAGCCUCAGCAACCGUCACCACUUCGCCUGCUACCGCCACCAAUUUCCAUUCCUCAACACAACGAGUUGAGCCCUGCCACCCCUGCUCUUACUGCCGGCACCACACCAUCAUCACUUGUUUCUAAAACCGAACUACAGAGUCCGAAGCUCGAUGUGGAUGUUGACACAACUCCAAUUGUAGUGAACAAUAUCAGUCCGUCUGAUUCAACUUAUCGCGACCACGUCUCUCAAAAUGAUUCACAACAUGUAUACCGUUUUGAAAAUAGAGGCACGACCAGUACAGACAGCUCCUUCACGUACAAGAGUACUGUCCGUAAUUCGGAAAUGAGCGGGCUUUCACAAACCUCAACACGCGCAACAUCCCCGGACAUUGGCGCCAGCGUCGAGAUGCGAUCUCUGAAAGAGAGCAUCAGUCGAUCCACACUGGCCGAGGAGAGUGACGAGACAGAAGCGAAUAUUCUUGGAAAGACUUUUGCGCAUGAAUUAGUGUUCAAGGAUGGUCAGGUUGUCGGUGGUAGCCUGAGGGCGUUGAUCGAAAAACUCACUGCACAUGAGUCCACUCCCGACGCUCUCUUUGUCUCGACUUUCUACCUCACUUUCCGUCUUUUCGCCUCACCUAUGGAUUUUGCGGAAGCGCUUGCAGAGAGAUAUGACUAUAUUGGAGACACACCACAUGCAGCUAGCCCUGUCCGACUCCGCGUUUAUAACAUCUUCAAAGGAUGGCUCGAGACUCACUGGCGCCACGACUGCGACAUAGUAGCUCUUCCUUAUAUCCUCGAAUUUUCGAAGAACAAGCUGAUGGAGACUCUGCCAAACGCCGGAAAACGUCUCGUCGAGCUGGCUGAAAAGGUGUCUUAUGUGGAUGGGCCCAUUGUUCCACGACUUGUGUCAGCAAUAGGCAAAACAAACACAGCCAUAGCGCAAUACGUCCCUCCUGAGACUCCUCUACCGGCUCCAAUUAUUAAUAAGAGUCAGUUGAACUUAUUGAAGCAAUGGAAAAAUACGGGGUCCAGUGUUAGCAUUCUGGAUUUUGACCCCCAGGAGCUGGCACGCCAAAUCACCCUCAAAGAGUCGAGAAUAUUCUGCUCUAUUCUUCCAGAGGAGCUGCUGGCGACUGAGUGGAUGAAGAAAUCCGGAUCAUUGGCAGUCAACGUGCGCGCCAUGUCCACACUUUCCACAGAUCUGGCUAACUUGGUUGCUGAUUCUAUCCUUCAAUUGGAGGAACCAAAGAAGAGAGCAACUAUCAUCAAGCAGUGGGUUAAGAUUGCCAAGCAAUGUCUUGAAUUGAAUAACUACGACUCUUUGAUGGCAGUUAUCUGUUCAUUGAAUUCUUCCACCAUUGUCCGUCUAAAGCGCACAUGGGAGUUGGUAUCCCAGAAGACGAAGACGACUCUAGAAUCACUCAAGGAAGUCGUUGAUGUUUCACGCAACUAUGCCGUUCUCCGUCAACGUCUACAAAACCGCUCCCCGCCAACAUUACCUUUUGUCGGUGUAUAUCUGACAGAUUUGACCUUUGUCGACCACGGCAACCCGGCUACCAGGAAUCUUCCUACCGAACAUGGCGGCAUGGCUGUCAUUAAUUAUGACAAGCAUAUGAAAACCGCCAAAGUCAUCAGCGAGCUCCAACGCUUCCAAAUACCCUACCGGCUUACCGAAGUACCCGAAUUACAGACUUGGAUGCAAGAUCAGCUUGUUCGAGUCCGCUCGAACGGCGAGAAGAGCUUCCAAAACUAUUACCGCCGAUCUCUGAUCCUAGAACCGCGUGAAACACCCCGAUCGGGCUCUGUCGAUGCCUCUGCACCUGCUCGUGAGAUAGCUAAUACCAGAUUUGAUUUUCUGACCUGGUCGCAUACAUCCAAAGUCAAAUCGGUGGCGACGACCAGUUAA
Messenger RNA from Talaromyces atroroseus, 3453 nucleotides. RefSeq lists its product as hypothetical. Lineage: Eukaryota; Fungi; Ascomycota; Eurotiomycetes; Eurotiales; Trichocomaceae. The coding region runs from base 1 to 3453 and encodes 1150 amino acids. Gene Ontology annotation, biological process: Ras protein signal transduction; positive regulation of GTPase activity. The transcript is spliced from 2 exons. Gene Ontology annotation, cellular component: plasma membrane. Gene Ontology annotation, molecular function: protein binding; guanyl-nucleotide exchange factor activity. The record is from RefSeq and is a predicted model, not a curated record.